Molecule: messenger RNA, 450 nt
Organism: Triticum turgidum subsp. durum (durum wheat)
Lineage: Eukaryota; Viridiplantae; Streptophyta; Magnoliopsida; Poales; Poaceae
Source: the annotation of a GenBank genome assembly
AUGUCCUCCUCCUCCUCCUCGUCCAUGGGCGCGCUCGCCGCGGCCACUGCCAUGGCGCUCUCCGGCUCCCUCGUCCUCUUCUCCCUCCGCCGCUUCGCCAAGCCCAGCCUCGACGACGACGCCCCUGCCUCGGACGACCCCGCGUCCCUUCGUCCAUGCCUCUCCCCCUCCUCCUCCUCCUCCUCCUCCUCAGACAAGCGGCCGCGCGGUGGGAAGCUGCGGCGGAAGGGGGAGAAGCGGGUGCGCUUCGCGGAGGGAGUCAUCGACAAUGAGGGCGCGCCCCCCGCGACCAGGUCCUCCUCCGCGCCCCCGCCGUCGCCGGCAGCGGCCGAGCCGACGUGCAGGGGAAGCGUGACGGGAUCGGACCACCGGAUGCCGGCGAACAGGGAGGCGCUGUACCGCGGCAUGCUCCGCGACCGCUCCGUGCACAGGACCGCCUACUCCUACUGA